UGUGUACAGUACACAGUAAAAAAAAAAAAGUCUGUGUGAAGAUAUUAAGAAAGGUGUAUAAAUUAGCUUUGCUCCAAAUGUACUGGACUGAGUGGAGCAAAAAGUAUUAGAGGCAGACUUUUAAAAUUUUGUGACUUGUGAAAUGGAACAUUUGUGACGGUGAAACAGUUGUAUAUAUGUGAAAGACUGAAAUUAUCUACAAUUACAAAACUCCUAUAGGAUUUUUCUCUGCAACUCCAACUUCUCGGCUACAAGGCACAAAUACUUUUGCACCAAAAAUACCUUCCCGGUUUCUGAAUGAAAAAGGAGCUGAAGCUGACAAUUGGGAAGGUCAGAUAAAAUAUCACAACUGUUCCUUUAAGUUACAGCGGUUACCGCAGUAAGCCUGGAGAUAUCACAGCGUGUCAAUGGACAUUAACUUCAAAACUUGUCUUCAAAGGAUCAACGUUUGUAAAAGAAAGGCUGAAACCAUCAAGAGCCUUAAAUGGCUAAAAUGUGCAAUUUCCAACCGGUAAAUAUUUAGUGGGCUACUGCGCUCGUGCGGGGAACAACUACAUCGGUUUGUUUUAGGAGCUCUCUGUAUCUCCGGGCCUAAAUAUUUAGCAUACAAAGAGCCAGCUCGGCAGACAUGGACGCCCGUUUGUUAUCAGAGAGCAGCUGCCCUCUCUGAGAUGCCGACAGACACACAGCUCGCUCUGGCCUUACCUUCAUCCACGUCUCUGGUUCGUCCCACACACGUUACAAGGACGGAGCGCGCUCACGAAUCAGCGAAUACGUCCACGAGCGGAGUCACGAUGAGAAGAAGCACUCGACUACAAUUAUCGGGUUACUACAACUCGAAUGGACUGCCUACCAUCUCCUACAAGGGCUAUUCUUAUGAAGUCUUCAGGGAGCAAAGGAGUUCUAGAUGUGCCAACUUUGGCACAUACUCGAUAGCAGACACCGUCCCUUGCAUAAACAUGGACAUGGAGAUGGAAAUGGACUCAGAUGCAGAAACCAUUCCAUACGUAGAUAUAGACACAGACUCAGAUGCAGAAACCAUCCCAUAUAUAGACAUGGACAUGGACUCCGAUGCAGAAACCAUCCCAUACAUAGACUCGGACAUAGAUUCUUACACAGAACCCAUCCGUCACCCAGGCUUGAACAUGAACACUGAAGCACGGAUGAUAGCAGAAGAAUUUCACUUUGAAAACAGAAGGAGGACCAUCAUUUGUAGACCAUUCCCCAAAACGAGACACAGGGAGAACAUUUUUUUGUUCUUCAUCACAUGCCUCCUGGUUUUUGUUCUGGCUUACCCGAUUUAUGCCAUGACCUUCCCACUUGAAGAGUCUCCUGCAUCCCUUUUUGCAGAGGACAUGGCUUCCAAUGCAUACUGCAAAGGGAAGAUAAUGGAUCCAAUAGAGCUGAUGAAGACUCUGACAACAAAUGACUACUGUCACCCACCAUAAAUUAGCAGUGCAAAUCAGAUCCGCACACAGGACAGAGCUAUGGAUAGGUAAGUAUGGAGGUAAGAACGCCUACAUGUGUACUAUCAAGCUGAAAACAUUCAUUCAAACUUGUUGUGUGAAAUCUGUAGUUUUAAAAAAUACCAGCAAAAUCAUUAGAUUUUCACUAUAAAAUGAAUUUUGGAGGGCGUAAAUCUUUACAAUCUUAAAUAUUCAUUAAUAGUUCAAUUGGAAUAAGUUAGCAUCUUUAUUUUAGUAACAAAAAUGAAAUAACUAUUUUUAGUAUUAAUUUGAGAAAGAAAGGGAUGCACAGGGGAACAGGAAGAAGAUCCAGGGUUUAAAUCCCAAUCUGAAGUCUCUGCAUGGAGUUUCCAGGUUCUCCCUGUGCAUAUGUGGGUUCUCUCCAGGUGCUCUGGCUUCCUCCCACAGUGCAAAAUCAUGACUGUUGGUUCAAUUGCUAACUCUAAAUUGCCCUUAGGUGUGUGUGGCUGUGAACUUACAUAGUUCACAGUCACACAAGCUAAUGCUUCAGUUGAUCAGUUUUAUAUGAUUAGUUUCAUAUAAAACUAAUCCAAUAAAUGGAUGUAAACUGUUACAACAGUUUUAUUGAUUCAAAUAACAGUUCAUCAGUGUAAAUCUGUCUUGACUUUGAACACCUAACAUAGCUUUACUUGACUGGUGGUAUUUUCAGUUCCUAGGAGUUUCACAACAUGAGUCAGGAUGUUUUUGUAGUCAGAUUCAGAUCCUCUGUAGGGGUAAUAGAGUGCUUAGAGUUUUUAUAGAGUUUUAGCUUAGCUUGGUGACUAGCAGCAGACCAAAUGACUGCAGGAUGCUUUGUCAUCCUCAAAGUAACUGAAUGGGUUUUCUCCAGGUGCUCUGGUUUCCCCCACCCAAAAAAAACAAAACAUGGCAACUGAUAUUUUAAAACAUUAGGUUUAGCAAACACCAAAAAUGCAAUAAAGAAAAGACAUACAUUUAACACAGGUUUGCUAAAUUAUACCUGUAAUUUCAGGACUAAUAGCUAAUGUGCUAAGCUAGACUAAAUUGGGUGAAAAUGCAAAGGGAUAAAUACAAACACACGUUGAUUUCGCAGGUACAGUGUCUUCUCUCUUCGUAUUAUUCUCUCUUCAUGUGUGUUCAGUAACAUUACACCCUCAUUAACUCUGUGUGUUCUCUUCUUAGCUCCAGAAGCCCUGGUUUGCACCUCCACUCCCCAGCCGGUCGAGGCAGAUGGCUGCCCAUCCUGAGCCUGGUUCUGCUGGAGGUUUCUUCCUGUUAAAAGGGAGUUUUUCCUCCCCACUGUUGCCCAGUGCUUGCUCACGAUGGGGG
This is a messenger RNA of Xiphophorus maculatus (southern platyfish), 2774 nucleotides long. RefSeq lists its product as uncharacterized. Lineage: Eukaryota; Metazoa; Chordata; Actinopteri; Cyprinodontiformes; Poeciliidae. The transcript is spliced from 6 exons. Bases 672 to 1448 code for a protein of 258 amino acids. The record is from RefSeq and is a predicted model, not a curated record.